Molecule: messenger RNA, 2028 nt
Organism: Zingiber officinale
Lineage: Eukaryota; Viridiplantae; Streptophyta; Magnoliopsida; Zingiberales; Zingiberaceae
Product: F-box/LRR-repeat protein At1g67190
Exons: 3
Coding region: 320-1576 (418 amino acids)
Molecular function (GO): protein binding
Source: RefSeq, a predicted model, not a curated record
AUCCCCCAAGCGUCUUCUCCCGAUCGCUUCUUGCUAUUCGACGCCAACGUUGAUCGGUAACCCUCGAUCUGCGAUACUCCUGUUCUACCCUCGCAUCAAUCCUUUCUUUCGCGCUCCCCGUUGAUGGUUUCGUCGAUUGACGCGAGACUGGAAGGAAAGGAACAUUCUGGAGUUAGUUAGUCGACCUUUUCAGAUUGCUUUCUUCCUCCAAUGGCUCUUCUAGUUUAGAAGCGGAUUUUGCAUUUGUAUAAUUCAACCAAUUGUUGAGACGACACUGCUUGAAACUGUUGCUGUUGACUAAGCUACUUUAUCUUGGAUCAUGGAACAUCUUCCUGUGGAAAUCAUUGGUGAUAUACUUUCUCGUCUUGGAACUGCUCGAGAUGUUGUUGGUUUAUCUGCAACUUGCCGGAAAUGGAGAGAAGCCUACAAGAAGUACCUUCAUACGCUUUCUUUCAAAUUUGGUGAUUGGCCCCGUGAUAUUACUGCGAGGCAGCUAGAGAUCCUUAUAACACAAACUAUAUCACAAACUGUGGGAUUGCAGUGUCUUUCAAUUCAUAUGGGCAGUGCCCAUGAAUUUGCGGCUGUCCCAGUCAUUGCUUGGCUUAUGUACACUAGAAAAACAUUACAGAGUUUGUCCUACAAUGGGCACACUAUUCCAAAUGUGAAUGUUCCAGAGCAAUGCAGUCGACAUAAGUUGCAAGCUUUGGAUCUAGAUCAUCAUUCUAUAAUCAGGGUUGAACCAACUUAUCUGAGAUUUACUUGUCUCAAAUCUCUUUCUCUCAGACAUGUUAUUAUCUCUGCCUUGGAUCUGAGCAUAUUGUUUACUGUGUGUCCGAGAAUAGAGUCCUUGACCCUUGAUGUUGUAGAAAUUGUCACUUCAGAUUCUCAAUCAUCAAUGGAACUGAGUAGUCCUACAUUGAAGUGCAUAUUUGCAGAGAAAGUAAGUGUGGAAAAAAUAAUUUUGGAGGCAGAUAACCUUGAGAGCUUGCACUUAUUAAAUGACUCAAAUAUUGGUUUUUUAAAGCUAAAUGGAAAAGGCUCUCUUCAACAUUUGAAGAUAGAUGAUAUCGUUGCCACCCAUUUGGAAAUCGGUGCGAACUUGGACAAUUUGAAGGUUAUUGAUGUGAGUUACUUUAUGAUAAAGUUGCCCAAAUUUUACCAAAUGAUUUCCAGAGCAUCUAAACUAAGAACAUUGAGGCUCUGGGCAGUAGCGUUUGUUUGUAAGGAUGACCUCUUCAUUGAUGUUGAAUCUAUUGCCGUUUCAUUCCCAGAACUUAAACAUCUGGCGUUGAACUACGACAUUAGAGAUGGACUACUAUAUGCGUUGCGAGGCUCCUCGACCCUGGAAAAUGUUAAUGUAUUAGAACUAGGAUGGACUAUCAUAAGUGAUAACUUUCGGCUUUGGGUUUUUGGGAUGAUUAGAAGAUGUCCCAACCUCAAGAAAUUAGUUAUCCAUGGUGUACUUUCGGGGAUGAAAACGGAUGAACAGUCUCAAAUGGUAACCAAUGUUACUUCAUCUGUAUUGCGUCUUAUGAGGAAAUAUAUUCAUGUUGAUGUGCGAUUUGUGUAUGACUAAUUAAUUACAAGUGAACAAGCCAUUGGUCUCCUUUUGAGAAACUCUUGCAUCGGAUGGAAGAUACAAAAACAUCAUUUUGUUUACUCAUUUCUCCAUUAUCUUGGACAUGACAAUGACACAUACAUAGCUUUUCUUCAUGCACAAAAGAAGAAAAAGAAGCUAAGAAAUUUUCUUGAUGAGAACAUGCACCAGGGAAGUAAGUUUAGCUGAAUGUCACUAGCUCACCGGUACUAGGAGUUUGCAUCAGGCUCUCCACGCACAAGGUAUUGUUGGGAUUAACUUUGGUGCACUUGAAUUGUUCGUUCUAUGGACCGCAGAGUGUAGCGUUUCAGUUUGUUUGUUUUCGUUGCAGCCUCCCGCAAUUUCUUUCCUUUCCUAUGUUGGUGACCUUUUUGGUUAGUUUCAUGUGUAACUUCUCUAUAAAAAUAAUAUUAGAUGUGAAUUUAGCUUCA